Esox lucius (northern pike) is the source of this 1572-nucleotide messenger RNA. Its product is annotated as zinc finger CCCH domain-containing protein 15. Bases 155 to 1471 code for a protein of 438 amino acids. NCBI's taxonomy places the organism in Eukaryota, Metazoa, Chordata, Actinopteri, Esociformes, Esocidae. The transcript has 11 exons. Gene Ontology annotation, cellular component: cytosol. Gene Ontology annotation, biological process: cytoplasmic translation. The record is from RefSeq and is a predicted model, not a curated record. Gene Ontology annotation, molecular function: mRNA binding; metal ion binding.
AGGUUUUGUGGGUAUUAUGACGCCUCCCAAUUUCGGUCUAUUCAGUGUCAACCAACUUGGCAACAAGUUGAUACAUGUGGCUUACCUGUACUGCAUGUAGCGGUGGCUAUCGUGUAAUACCAUAAUACAAAUAUAGUUGGUUACAACAUAAACAAUGCCUCCGAAGAAACCAGCUCAACCGGCCGCCGGUAGUAAAAAAACGCAAGAAAAGAAGAAAGAAAAGAUCAUUGAGGACAAGACUUUUGGUUUAAAGAACAAGAAGGGAGGAAAACAGCAGAAAUUUAUCAAGAAUGUCUCUCAACAAGUCAAGCAAGUUCCUGGUAGUAAGGUUGGUGCUGAAGGGGACAAGAACAAGAAAAGUGACAAGAAGAAAGAGUUGGAAGAGCUGAAUGAGCUGUUCAAGCCAGUGGUGGCUGCUCAAAAGGUUGCUAAAGGGGUGGACCCAAAGUCUGUUCUGUGUGCCUUCUUCAAGCAAGGCCAAUGUACCAAGGGAGACAAGUGCAAGUUUUCCCACGACUUGACACUCGAGAGGAAGUGUGAGAAACGCAGCCUCUACGUUGACAAGAGAGAUGAUGAGCUUGAGAAAGACACUAUGGAUAAUUGGGAUGAGAAGAAGCUAGAGGAGGUGGUAAACCAGAAGCAUGGAGAAGCUGAAAAAAAGAAAGCUCAAACCUCAAAAACCCAAAUUGUUUGCAAGCAUUUUCUUGAUGCAAUUGAAAACAACAAAUAUGGUUGGUUUUGGGUAUGUCCAAGUGGAGCUGACACAUGCAUGUACCGCCAUGCACUUCCUGCUGGGUUUGUGCUGAAGAAAGACAAGAAAAAGGAUGAAAAGGAAGAUGAAAUCUCAAUGGAAGAGUUGAUCGAGAAUGAGCGGUCUGCUCUUGGACCAAAUGUCACCCGCAUUACUCUGGAGACUUUCUUGGCCUGGAAGAAGAGGAAACGGCAAGAGAAAGUUGCCAAGUCAGAGCAAGACACAGAAAAAAAGAAGGCUGAUUUUAAAGCUGGCAGGUCCUUUGGGGUUAGUGGCCGCCAAGUGUUUGAGUUCUGCCCUGAUCUUGCUGCUGACGAUGAUGAGGAAGCUGAUGACAUGAAAUAUGUUGAGGACGAUGAUGACGUUGAGGUUGAAGAGGCUCAGGAGUUCCAAGAUAUUGAUCUCACCAGGUUUGUUCCUAAGGAAGUCGACAACGCUGGAAUAACUGUUGCUGCCGUUGACCGAUUCACAAACAAAUUGAAGGAAACCAAUGAAAUGGAGACUCAUCAGACCAGGCAACAUUCUUCCAGUCUUCAACUGUCCAAUUUUGAAGAUCAGCUGAACGGGGCUUGCGGAGGUGUGGAGAAUAUACACAAUGGGAACGCUGAGACGCUCAACGAAGGGGACGCAGAGCCUGUGCCUGUGGAUGAGAACCUUUUCACUGGUGAGGACCUGGACGAACUGGAUGAGGAACUCAACACACUGGACCUGGAUGACUGACAGAGGACCUCUAGUAGAACAGUGCCACAUGGACUAUGAAUAAGAGAUGACUAAGAGAUUCAAAAUAAAACAUUUUGAUGCUAAAAUCUUGUCACCACUAA